Molecule: messenger RNA, 5591 nt
Organism: Pocillopora verrucosa
Lineage: Eukaryota; Metazoa; Cnidaria; Anthozoa; Scleractinia; Pocilloporidae
Product: serine/threonine-protein phosphatase 6 regulatory ankyrin repeat subunit B
Molecular function (GO): protein binding
Source: RefSeq, a predicted model, not a curated record
AACUAUGGUUCGGUAGUUCCUCCUCCAUCAGCAUUCGAACUAAGUUUGUUUUUGGCAGCACGCAAAGCAAUGAGCAGAUCCAUCGGAAAGAGAGUGUUGCCCUUGAAGAGUUUGGCUUUUAAUUACCUGAGUACUCCUGACAAAGACAGUGGCCUGAGCUACCUCCAGUCAGCCUGCAUAAGGGGAGACGUCGAUACAGUUAGUGCAAUCUUGAAUUAUAGUCCAGAUAAACUUGACAGUGCUAUUGCGUUUAGCAUUAAGAUUGGCUGGAAUGCGUCACGCUACGCUGGCAAAUCCAUUUACACCGUUUUAAGACAGCGUGACUCGAAAGAGCAUCGACAGAUCAGCGAGUUCGUGGAAAAAGUUACCAAGCAUUUCCAAGGCCAAUCACUUUUACAUUUGGCUGCUAAAAGGGGACAAGUUGAGCAUGUUAGAAGAGUGCUUGACUGUGGGGAGGAUGUCAAUUUUAGGAUGCCUGACUAUCUCGCUCUCAAAGAAACACCCCUUAUGUUGGCAGCCAGGUUUAACGUGGUAGAUGUUGUAGAGUUCCUUGUUGAAAGAGGAGCAUCAUUAGAAUACGAAGAUGAUAUGGGUUUCACUGCAUUACAUCACGCUGCGAUGGGCGGUAAAUCAGAAAAUAUACUACGAUUAAUUGAGUUCGGAUGUAAAGCUUCCAAGGUAAAUUAUCAUAAGUCUUCAGCAAUUCACCUAGCGGCUGAAAACGGUCACACAGAGGCUGUCCGUCUUCUUUUGGAGCAUGGUGCUUCUGUAAAGAAAGCCAAUUGCUUUUGUAUGACUCCUCUUACGUUAGCAUUAAAAAAUGGCCACCUUGAGACCAUCCAGUUGUUGCUGAAAAAUGGUUGUGAUUUCAGUGUUGUUAGCGAUGAGGCAGGAAGGCUUCCCAUUCACUAUGCCGUUGAAGGUGGACACGUAGAUGUAGUUAAACUCGUUCUUCAAAGCAAUCCCAGUGUAUUAAGCAAGACAAAUGAUGGGGAUACAGUUCUUCACCUGGCAACCAGCCUUGAAGUAGUUCGUCUUCUUGUGGAGCAAGGAGCUGACAUUCACGCAAGAAAUUACUAUUCCAAAACCGUAUUACAUGCAGCUGCUGAAAAGGGCCAAUCUGACACAAUAACCUAUCUUUUAGAUCAAGGUGUCGAUAUCAAUGCACGCGACGAUGCUGGUCACUCUCCUUUGUUUGACGCUGUUUACAGUGAGCGUGGGGAUGCUGCAAAAGUUUUGAUCAGCAGAGAUUGCGAUUUAAAAGUUAGAUCCACAAACGAAGGUUUCCCAGAUGGUUACCGGGAGGAUGAUGUGUUCAUGGAGGCUGCCGCAACAGGGCUGACAGAUGUAUUGCAACUUCUUGUGGAAAAAGGAUUCUCUGCCAUUGAUGAAGCAAACAGAUAUGGUGACACACCCUUGUCUGUAGCAGCUGCUGGUGGCCACUACGACGCAGUGGUUUUUCUGUUAGAUAAAGGAGCUAACAUAAAUGGCGGCACUGCAGCACAACUUGAAAACUCAACAGAAAUUAAAAGUGACAAUAGUGACGAUGAGGGUGAAGAUGACGAAGAAGGUGAGAUAGAUAAAUACUGGUAUUGUCCAGAGGAGAGCAUUUCGCCAUUGUAUCGCGCCUUGUAUGCGGGUCAAAUCGAAGUAGCAAAGCUUCUGAUCAAACGUGGUGCUAACACGUCCGCUUGUAUGAGAGACAGCUUUGAUCUUGGCAAUCUUGCUGACCUUGCUGCCAAAGAUGCAGAUCUCGCUCAACUGCUUUCUGAUAGCGGCGUUACCUUUGACAAGUCGGAAAUUGACGAAACUCCACUAACAAUGGCCCUCUCAAGAGAAGAAUACCAUUCUAUUACUCAUCUUUUGGAGAGAGGUGAGGAUGUCAAUGCUAGGAAUGUAAGAGGGGAUACCGCGCUUUCUAUCCUUCUUCAGUACGCAGAACCUACUCGUGCGAUGGAAAUUGUGAAGCUCCUUAUUAAGUACGGUGCUGACAUCAACAUCAAGAAUGGCAGGUCUGAAACGCCCCUUCAGAUAGCUUGUUCUGCGAAUUUAGAUAAAGUAGCUGAGCUUUUUCUGGAACAUGGUUGUGAAGCAAAUGUUCAUGGUGCUAACUUGAAUUUUUCUCCACUUCAUCAUGCGGCUGAGCGCAAUAAUAGUCGACUUGUUAGGACAUUGCUUCAGUACGGUGCGUGUUCCAAAGAGAAAUCUUACAGAGACAAAUGGACGCCCUUACAUGCAGCCGUAAGUUCAAAUAGUUUGGAUGCUGCCAAACUGUUGUUGGAACACGGUGUGGAUUUGGAGGCAAAAGACUCGUCGGGUUGUACAGUCCUAUUUGAAGCAGUAGGUCUUGGCUGUUUACCCAUGAUCGAGCUUUUAUUACAUCAUGGAAGUAAUGUCCAUACAAUGGACAAACACGGCAAGUCCCUUCUUUUUCAUGCUCUAGAAAGUAUGCGGUUCUUGGAUCCAGAAACUGUAGAACUGACCAACAUUAUCAGAAUCCUUUUGGAUCGUGGUUGCAGCGUUAAGUCUACUGAUGAGUAUGGAAGAUCUCCUCUUUAUUAUUUACCACAAAUGGCCACGAGGGAAAUAUGUGAGCUUUUAGUGAACCAUGGAGCUGAAUUAAAUUUACGAGAUAUAAACGGAGAGACUCAGUUACAUUUUGCUGCGAAAGAUGGUAACACAGCUGUGAUCGAGUGGCUCCUUGAACAAGAAGCAGACGUGACAUCCCUGGACAAGGAAGAUCGGACGCCUCUUCAUGCUGCUGCUUACGAAGGUCACGUAAGUUCUGUUGAGUUAUUGAUUGGGCGUGGAGCAGAUGUUAACUCAGCUGACAAGAGGGGUUGGACGCCCUUGCAUUUUGCUGCUGCGGGAGGUCAACUUGGCAGUGGUGAAAGUUUGGUGCAGAAUGGAAGUGACGUUGCUGCUGUAGACAAGAAAGGAAGAACUGCUCUCUUUCUAGCAGCAAAGUACGGUUGCAGAGAGAUCGUCGAAUUUCUUAUUCGUCACGAAGGCGACGUGAAUUCUACACCUCUUAAUGGGCAAACAAUUUUGGGAGCAACAGAGGAAAGUAAUUUCUUGGACAAGGUCUUAAUAGAAGUGUUCCUUGAGAGUGGUUGCGACCUGCAUGCUGUUGAUAAGGUAACCGGUCGAACAGUUUUACAUUUUGCUGCAACAUCGGGGAAUGUCACUUCUUUGAAUCGUAUUUUGGAUCAAGGACUAGACUUAAAAGCAAAGGACAAGAAUGGGGACACUCCUCUUCACAGGGCGGCAGCAAGAGGCACCCUAGAGAUUGUGCAACGACUUAUUGAGAAGGGCGCAGAUAUCAUGGCGGUUAACAAUAAAGGGCAGACCCCUUUUCUAGUUGCUGUUGCCGUCGGCUUUAAGAAAGUAGCCGAAGUUCUGUUGAAGCAAGGAAGCAACGUUCAGGUAGCGGAUAUAGAUGGAAACACACCAUUACAUUUCGCCGUAAACUUGCCAAGACUUCUUAAGCGAAUUAUAAGGAACGGCGGAGAUGUUAAUGCCGUGAAUGUAAACGGUUGCACUCCCCUUCAUCGUGCUUCUUUUUCAGAAAACAUGUCUACAGUGGAUACCAUGAAGCUUCUGUUGAAAGCGGGUGCUGAUAUUCAUCGCAGAGAUAACCAAGGGAACACACCUUUACAUAUUGCUGUGACAGGCUACAGAAUAGAAAAAGUUGUCGACGUGUUUAUUGAAUACGGUGGCGACUUCAACGCUUCCAAUCUGCAGGGAAGGACAUGUUUACACUUUAUGAGUACUUUCAGUUGCUGCAGUGCUAAUUGUAUUGAAAAAGUCCUAAAGCAUGGAAGUCAAGUAAACGCUGUUGAUGAGCUCGGUAAUACCCCCCUGCAUCUGGCAGUACAAGAAAAUAACCUGGUUAUAACAAAAGGCUUGUUGAAGCAUGGGGCUGAUCCUGGAGCCGUGGAUUAUAAAGGAAGCACACCUUUGCACGUGGGUUGCUUUUCAGGGAGCAGUAAAGCUGUUUCAGUUGUUACUGAUUACAAAAGCAAUCUUGAGGCUAAAGACGACAAAGGAUGCACUCCGCUUCACAUUUGCACAGUGUUUAAUCGCCAACACUGUGCGCUUCAACUGGUUAGAAAAGGAGCUGAUCUAGAGGCCAGAGACAGUGAAGGAAGCACUCCCCUCCAUCUGGCUUCUGCCUUCAGUGACGUGUCCGUGGUUUGUAUGCUUCUGGAGCACGGAGCGAGUGUUAAUUCAAAGGAUUCUGAAGGCGGCAUUCCCUUACACACUGCUGCGGCACUUGGCAAGGCCGAAAUCGUGCAGGUCUUGAUUGAUGCUGGUAGUGAUGUCAAUGCGUCCGAUGCUAGUGACGAUACACCGCUGCAUGUGUCUGCAGGCUCUGGUCACACGGAGGUAGUCUGCUUAUUGCUGGAUAAUGGAGCAGAUUUGAAUGCAGUGGAUAAAGAAGGCCGAACACCUGCUGAAUGUGCUAAAUUGUUUGGUCAUGAUAAUUUGCAGCAGUGCCUCGAAAAGAAACACACUCAACACGUUCAAAGCGUGUGUUAAAUUUGCAUGUAGUGGCUAAAUACAGCGUAUACCCGCGGCUGUGGACAAAGAAACCCGGACACCUGCUGUAUAUAACAAAUGACGUGGUCACGAAGAGUUGGAGCAGUGCGCAAAGCCCGUGAUACCAUGUGACUAAAUCGAGUUUUGUUUUUUUUAUCUGAAGAACGCUCUCUAGUUUUAAGAACGUCAUGAAUAUAUAAACUUAUUGUAAAUAUUAUCAACAAUAUGGAACCAACAUGACAACAAUGACCAGCUCCCAGUUGGCUCGUCAGCUCAGUUGGUAGAGCGCUGCACCGGCAUCACAAAAACUCAUGGGUUCAAAUCCCGAACAUGCCUGAAUUUUUUUCAGGCCUUAUUUUCACCACUGUUUAAGUAGUGUUCAUUACUUCGAGGAUCGCUUUCAUAUUCAAUAUUGGAGUGUGUUUGUUUAAAAAUCUUUUUCCGUCUUGUAACGAACGUGGGACAAAGAAAAAAUUCUGAGUUCCCGAAAGGAAUCAAACCCCGUCGUUCAGACCUCUACCACUGAGCCACAGGGACCCUACAGUGGGCUAGGCCAUUACGAGGUCCUUAAGAACCAGACGCCUUGCUUACUGCUAGGAUCUGCAAUAUCGAAGGCGUCUUGAGUGUACAUAGAAUUAGAUGGUAGGUUUUGAGCUCGGUAGCAAAAUUUAAAACAGUUUAUCUUUAUUUACAUCUUUCUCUUUCUUUUGUACCACGUUCGUGACAAGACGAAAAAAAAAACCUUCCUUAAUUCCACUACCGUGCUCAGAAUCUGCCAUCAUUCUGGACAACCUUUUUAAGGAAAUGUCUUUAAGUGACUUGGUGUCAUGAGCUAAACGUCCAGCAUUUUAAAGAACAUUUUUAAUCAGUCAUGUUAGGGUGAAAAUUAUUACUUGAAGCGCUCGUGUAGCUUACUGAAGCGAGAUUUUAGUUUUAUAAAUCAACGAUGGAUGAAGCAUUUGGCAUAUCUCAUAAAUUAGGUUGUUACAAACAGUAGUAUGUAAGAGAAUGUAACAUUUCUUGUCUGUUUGUGUGGUUUAACGUUGCCG